AUGAAGGUCUACGACUCAUCUAGGAUCGAGGAUGAUGAUCUGGGCGUGGGCUAUGAAUUCUACAAUAGCGUAGAUGAGGUACUUCAAAACCAGGAGGAUGAAUGGGAAGAUUCGGACAACGAGGAGUUGGACACGGCUUCCGCGGCGAUGCAGAAUGAACAGCUCGAUGACAGUUCGGCCGAGCGAAUGCAAACGGGCGAGGAUACCUUGAAUCCAGCGUCGAUCGAAGCGAGGAAGAGGCAGAGCGAGGCAAUCGAUGAUAAUGAGGAUGAGGCCGAGACCAUCAUCGUACGGAAACGCCAUCGCUCCGCCCCCGAAGUCGGCGCAACUGCAGCCCUGGGGCCGGUACCUGAUUAUCCAGCCGUUUCCUGCAAGGGGCGCGGAAAAUAUGUUUCACUAAGCGCCUGGUCUAAGGAAGAGAGAAUCGCUGCAACGUUGCUGGUACAAGACAACACCGGUAUCAGCGUGAAUGAGCUCUUUGAAUGGUACCGGGCUCUGGCCGCCCCCCUCAGUCUCAUGGAACUGCAUAAAGCCGACUUGGAGGCGGCGGUUGAACUGAACCCUAGGAUCUCAAGCCGCCAGCUUGCCGCUGUUCUUGGCAUCCCACGGGCCUCGGCGCGCCAUAUGUGCAAGGAACUUGGUUAUCGCCGAUAUAAAAUACGCCCUGUGCAAAUGCUGUCGGCAAAGAACAAAAGCGAUCGGCUGGCAUGCGCCCAAAAUUUUCUAAAAAGGCCU
Mesorhabditis spiculigera is the source of this 735-nucleotide messenger RNA. The record is from the annotation of a GenBank genome assembly. Lineage: Eukaryota; Metazoa; Nematoda; Chromadorea; Rhabditida; Rhabditidae.